Molecule: messenger RNA, 5176 nt
Organism: Strongylocentrotus purpuratus (purple sea urchin)
Lineage: Eukaryota; Metazoa; Echinodermata; Echinoidea; Camarodonta; Strongylocentrotidae
Exons: 25
Coding region: 1-3783 (1260 amino acids)
Biological process (GO): protein phosphorylation
Molecular function (GO): ATP binding; protein kinase activity
Source: RefSeq, a predicted model, not a curated record
AUGGCCGAGGAUUCCACCGUCUUAAGCGUCACCCUGCCAGCCGACUUUACGACCGGUCCCUCACCGUCAAACAGCAAUAAUACCGCAGUUGAUGGAGGGUGGAGUGAUUGGGGUGAAUGGCAUACCUGUACCGAAAGCUGUGAAGGGGGUUUGACGGUUCGAUUCAGGAGGUGUAAUAACCCCAUGCCCUCUAAUGGCGGCGCCAACUGCACCGGUUUCUCGAUGGAGCAAGGCGCCUGUAAUACCGACCCAUGCCCUGUUGACGGGGGCUGGAGCUCCUACUCAGACUGGGAUGCUUGCUCCGUGUCGUGCGGAGGCGGGAACCAAACUAGGACCAGGACCUGUUCCGAUCCAACUCCAGCCUAUGGAGGGGCUAACUGCACCGGGGAGAAUAUAGAGGUCCGGGCCUGCGGGGAGGGCAUCUGCCCCACUCAUGGAGGUUGGAGUGCCUAUGGUUCUUUCUCACUUUGUAACACUGACUGCCAGAAGACUCGGUAUCGGACCUGUACGAACCCCGCCCCUAAGGAUGGGGGCGAUGACUGCCCCGAUAGCGAGGUCGAUGUCUCCUACUGUAGCGUUCUGGAUUGCCCAGUCAACGGACAGUGGAGUGAAUGGAGCGUCAUUACAUGUGAUGAAACUUGCAGAGGUAGUAAGCGACGGACCUGCAGCAACCCUCCACCCCUGAGAGGAGGGGCAGACUGUGUAGGGUCCUCCAGGGAGGAGUAUGGGAUCUGCACAGGCUUUAAAUGUGUACAAAAUGGUGCGUGGUCGGACUGGGCUCCAUGGUCGUCGUGCAGUAAGACCUGUGAUCGAGGCGGCAUAUCACAUCGACGACGCCACUGCAGCAACCCUCAUCCACGCAAUGGAGGCAAGGACUGUCCAGCUGUUGAUCCCGACUACGAUGAGAAGUCCUGCUUCUCCCAUCCAUGUCCCGUACCUCCUGAUUACGUCAGACAUGUCAAAGCCAAGAACUACAACAUCAACUGGAUGCUCAUCCUCUCCAUCGUGUUUGGUAUACUGGGUGUCUUCACCGUCUCCCUCAUCGUCGGCCUCUGUUUCAGACAGAAACAGCUCAAGAUCAAGAGACGAAAGAUGCUUGAUGAACGUGAGAAGGAUAAGCUGUACAAGGAUGCUGCAGAAAUGAGUAUCAUUCCGGAGGGGAAGAAAAGUGCUGCGGAGAAGCUCCGUCGUCAACAACUUAAAGCGAAGCUGAAAAAGAACGGAAAUUUGGACGAAACUGAGGGACUAUUGGACGGUGAGGAGGACUUUGGAUUGCUUGAUGAAUACUGGAAGACCAGACCAGAUAGCGCUAGCUUGGCUGGAAGCCUCUCUCGCUCUGGUAGUCUCCGCUCCCGCUCUGGCAGCAUGCGGUCCAAGUCUGGAUCCACUGUUGAUCUUAGACCUGGCACAGCAACGGAUAGACGCGGGUCGGCUUUGGAGAGACCUGGAUCAGCUGGAGAUAGGCCUGGAUCUGCACUCGAAGCAGGACCAGAUUUGAGCCCUCGUGCUCCUGCCUGGCAACCAGACGCGACAUCGUGGGAAACUCCAGAGGACACUCUCAUCAAGAUCGACGGCGAGGAGACCCAACAAGCCGUGCCCGGCGAGCAGAGGAAGACCAGGAUGAGGAGGAGGAAGAAGAGGAGACCGUCGCAUGGCAACGUACAUCGUGUGUCGGCCGUCAUCGAGCAGCACGAAGAACCUUUCGAACUCGCCCAAGACGCUGCCGACGAAGCCCGUGUUGCGACGCCGGAUAUGAUGCAGCAGCUCAUGCAGUUGGAUGCUCAGUUGAAGGAGAUGGCUGGCCACCAAGUAUCUCAGACCACCGGAGGGGUGACGGGAGGCAUCGUCCCCGGCUUCAGCGGUCUGACUGAUAUCCUGGGGGCUCCACUUACAGACGUCAUGCAAGGUAAUACCAUCGCACCACCACAAGGGAACAACAAACAAGAGACAGCGCCAAGCAAUGUCGGGAUGAGCCUCGGACAAGCCAUGAACGGCAAGUCCGCCAAUCAACCGGGCGCACCGGUCGCCGCUCCCCGUGGAGGCAAUGCACAACACGCGAUGCCAGUCAAGGGAGUGGGAGCAGCGAACAGACCACAAGGCGCAGAUGGUGGGAUGAAUCUCCAGCAGGCCAUGGGCGGUAAAGGAGCCCACCAAGCUGCUCAUCCAAGCCAACAGCCGCAGAGACAACAGGCUGCGGGCGGGAUGACAAUGCAACAGGCAACCGCUGGAAAGGGUGCUCCAAAACAAGGCAACGAGCAGUCUGUCGGUGGUAUAUCCUUACACGAUGCCUUCAAUGGCAAAUCAUCUGGCAAGCCACAAACAGCCCAGCAAACAGCCGAACAACCAGCCCAACAACCUGCCCAACAACAACAGCAACAGCGUGGAGGUAUGACUAUGCAGCAAGCAACCGGCGGGAAAACUGCGGCUCGACCGCGCUCUUCAUCACGUGAGGGAAUUACAAUGAAACAUGCACCUGGCGGGAAAACCGCAGCGCGCCCGCGCUCUUCUCCGCAGGGAAGUGUUACGAUUGAACAGGAGACUGGCGUAAAAGGGGCGGCUUUACCGCGCACGCCUCAACGGGGUGGUAUGACGAUGGAACAAGCGACUGGCGGGAAACCGAUUACUCCGCGAGGUGGGGCUGGUUUCACAUCAUCGAUACAGGCUCCACCCGUGAAAGCAGGCUGGACUACAGGCGGCAGCAUCACCCUCCAGCAAGCCAUGGGACCAAAGAUAGCGCCCCCUACCGGCGUCAGCAAGAGUAGGAGCUACGACAGCAUGAUCCGUGAAGCCAUGGGCGCCAACUAUGGCCAGACUGAUGCGCCGAAGAAACCAAGACGUGCUUCUCUCAAUGUUAUGGGCUUGUCGAGAGAGAGAAGCGAUCUGAACCAAUUCAACAAGCAUUACGGCGAGUUACCCAAGGACAACAUCGAGCUGGAGCAGGAGAUUGCUGAGGGUGCAUAUGGUUCCAUUCACCGGGCAGGUGUCUGGUUGCCCGGGCAGAAGGAAGAUGAGGAGCCGACAUCUAUCUUGAUCAAAGUUCUCAAUCGUAACGUUUCCCCCACCUCCAAGGCUGCCUAUCUUCAAGAGAUUGAGACGAUGAAGAAACUCAAGGCCCAUCCUAACGUCAUUGCUUUCGUCGGCUGCUGCACCAAGUCAGAUCCGUUCUUCAUGAUCUUGGAGUACGCGUCAAAGGGUCCUCUCCAGACGUUCCUCCGCCGUAACCGGCCGGGAACCCCUGGUGCCAAGCCCCCUCCAGCUGAAAUCUUCCUCCGAUUUGCCAUCCACACGGCCAAGGGAAUGACGUUUCUCCAGACUCAAAAGGUUGCUCAUGGUGAGCUGACGAGUCGAAACAUCCUUCUCAACGACUAUCUGAGAGCGAAGGUAAACAACAGCUAUCGAAUCAGAACGCCGACUGAUAUCGUAACACAGGGUCGCAUGGGGGUCCGAUGGAUGGGGCCAGAGGUGCUUGGUGGUGGUUCCUACACCCCUGCUAACGAUGUCUGGUCCUUUGGUAUACUACUCUGGGAGUUGGUCUGUUUCGGUGCCACGCCUUACACCGGUAUGUCAUCUCGUGACGUGAAAACCCGUAUCCCGGCAGGCCAUCGUCUCGAACAGCCGCCUCAGUGUCCAGAUGAAACGUAUGAGUUAAUGAAGAGUUGUUGGCAGGCUGAUCCGAGCCAGAGACCUUCCUUCAGGGUGCUGGUUCAUGAACUGGAGAAGCUAGCACCACAGGACUUCAUUGACGUCAGCCGAUUUGUUCCUACCCGAUAUGAAUACAUGUAAAACCAAGACUGUAUCUCUCACCACGGACCUAUACGAUCAUGCUCUUACUGUGGUACUUCUUCGAUAACAUGUAAAGACAAAACAUACAAAAACAUACAAACAGACAAACAAAUAAACAAACAAAACGUGAUGUUUACAAUUUUACGAAAGAACGUGUGUAUCAAUUUUCACCUAAUUUGAAGGAGUCUAUAGAUGGUGUUUCAUUUUUCCCUCACCUAGAUUCCAAUGUAAACAUACAAUUUUAGUCUGUUAAAAAUACCCACCAGCAGAUGGGUUUUUAGAUCGUCGUCAUAAAACAGUUCACACAAAAAGUCGUACAAAACGUGUAUCUGAACGAGAACUGAACAAAACAUCAUUGUUCAAACUGUUAUUUUCCAGAUAGCGCAUGCGUGUACACGUGACUCUCGAUCUAUUUCUGUAUCUGGAGAUCAUACAAAAUAUUGGUUAUGUAAUAAUUAUGUAAUUAGUAUAAGCCUACGAGGUCCGUUUAGAAACCAGUAGUGUAAUUGUCAUUUUUACCCUAUUUAUAUGAUACCAAAACAUAAGAAAUAUAAUAUACCGCUUAACAAAAAUUAUAAAAAAAUCAUGACUACAUCUAAAUGUAAUAUUUUUCUAGUCAAUUCAAAAUGUUAUAUGGGCGUAAGGAAACGAUAAGUCUUUCUUACUUUGCUUAACAAGCUGAAAAUGUCGAUCGGCUCUUCUUUGGUUCAACAACAAUUUGUUAUCGAUAUCACUUUUCCUUUUAUAUUUCAACUUUUGGGUCUAUACUUGGGCAGCAUACUGCACUCUGCGACAUAAUCCACAUUCCAUAGCUAACAAUUUUGUCUUAAUCUUGACAUUGACGUAAUACAAAAUCUUCAAGAGUUAAAUAGUGUCUAGUAUUUUUCAUUAUUGGGACCACCUUGUUCGUCAAUAAUUGGUAUUUACAUUUCGAAUCCAUAAAUAAUGGGAGGAAGAUAUCAAAUUCUCUUCUGAAACUUAUGUAAACUAUUUAAAUGCAGAAAAUCUGAAUUGCCAAUAUAAUAUUUAAUGAAGUUGUAUAUAAUGUAUAUAUUGAUAUGAGUUGAUUUAGUCUAUAUAUUUAGUGAAGUUUAUUAUGUAUCUUUUAUGACGGCAGUGUUGUGAACACUGGACAAAGUUGUAUAUAAUUAUAUUUGGAUAAUAGAGAUUUUUAAAGAGGGUUUUAUGUCGCUCAUUAUCCAUCGUAUGUAAUAAGAAUAGGCUGUAUUUUAUUAACUUGUAUGGCAUCUUUAUGAUGUUUUUGUCGGGUUUAUACUAUUGAACUAUCCCCAAAUAGGUAGGUUUAUUGUCAUAAUUAUGUAUAUAGUCAGCUUGUCUUGUUCUUCAUUACAGGGUAUUCAACGUAGCAAUAAACUUUAUAUUGUCAAACCGU